Molecule: messenger RNA, 921 nt
Organism: Telopea speciosissima
Lineage: Eukaryota; Viridiplantae; Streptophyta; Magnoliopsida; Proteales; Proteaceae
Exons: 3
Coding region: 111-635 (174 amino acids)
Cellular component (GO): chloroplast thylakoid membrane
Molecular function (GO): protein binding
Source: RefSeq, a predicted model, not a curated record
AUUACCAUUAAUCUGGUUUUAAAAUAGUUGAAUAAUUGAAGGCCUCAUUCGAUUGUGAAUAACAAUAGGUGGCGAAGGAGCAGGCGGAGAGGAGAGCGACGGCCAAAUUAAUGUUUGAGUUGGGUCAGAAAGCUUAUGGGAGGGGCCUGUAUGGUCGGGCUAUUGAGUUCUUAGAAGGUGCUCUCACAAUCAUUCCCAGGUCUACUCUGUUUGGUGGAGAGAUACAAAUAUGGCUCGCUAUGGCUUAUGAGGCCAAGAACCGCCAUGCAGAUUGUAUUUCUCUCUAUCAACAGCUGGAGAAGCAACAUCCCUGUGUCAGUAUUCGACGCCAAGCUGCUGAGCUCCGCUACAUCUUGCAGGCACCAAGGCUUAAGAUAUCUGCCGAAGAGAUGGUCACCAUACCAUUGAUUGGUUCCAGUUAUGACAGCUAUGCAGCGACAUGGAGUGACAAAUACAAGGAUAGUGAUCAAAGGAGAAAUGAGGUAACAACCAAUCAGCUUCCUUCUUCCAGGGACUAUUUAGCUGACUUCUUGGUCUGGCGACCACCGGGUGGGUGGGAGAAGAACCAAUCUUUUUGGAUUGCUGUAACCAUUUGGUUGGGCUUGGUUGGAGUUGCCCUCUUUGUUCAAAGAUGAAAUGCAUCUCGUUCACCCGCGCUGGCUUGGGUCACUACAUGGUACUGUGCUCAUUUGCAUGCGAAAAAAAGAUUAUGAGCGGUUAAAAUGCUUGGGUACACACUUCAUCAACAUACAAAUGCAUGUAAGAGCACAUGGAUUUCAGCUAUCAGCAUAGAAAGCUUUUCCCAUUAUAAUGCUCGCAACUGUGUAAAUUAAAAAAUCUGUCAUUUCUUCAUAACCUUGUAUUGUAUACAGAUUUAAAAUGACUUGUACAAAUGUAGUUAUUUAUGUGGAUCAUUAUGUU